AUGAACCGACAAUUCGACAACGUCCUCCGCACGGUCAUGCUUCGGGAGGGCUGGACGGAAGACCAAGUCAACGCCGUCUCCUUGCGAGGGUUUGCCACGAAGGCGAUGGCCGAGCUGGCCCCCGAUGUGAGCGCCGCCCCGCUCGAAGUCCAGAGACAGGUGUACGCUAGGAACUGUGUCAACGAGCUACAGGCGAGGAUUGAUGCCACGAGGGAGGUUCAUGAGGCGAGGAUCAAUGCCUCCAAAGAGAGUCAUGAGGCCUCGGGCUGGGGGCGCCGGGGGGCCGGGGGGCCGGGGGGAGGGGGGAACCAGAAAAUGAAGUGUCAGAAACUGGUUUAG
Messenger RNA from Cladophialophora carrionii CBS 160.54, 339 nucleotides. RefSeq lists its product as uncharacterized. The record is from RefSeq and is a predicted model, not a curated record. Lineage: Eukaryota; Fungi; Ascomycota; Eurotiomycetes; Chaetothyriales; Herpotrichiellaceae. The transcript has a single exon. The coding region runs from base 1 to 339 and encodes 112 amino acids.